GGUGUCACUGACUGGCACUGAUGGGUGACACUGAAAGGCAGCUCAGAUGGGCACUGAUAUGUGGCAUUGAUGUGCACUGGUAGGCACUGAUAUGUGGCAUUGAUGUGCACUGAUGGGUACUGGCAGGUGGCAUGAAUGAGCACUGACAGCUGGCACUGAUGGACACUGACAGGUGGCACUGCUGGGGCUACACAGAUCAUCAGGGCACACUGAUCAUCAGUGCCCUGAUGACCACUGUCAGCGUGACAGCUCGCGAGGAGAGAAAUGCCAAUAACCGGCAUUUC
Molecule: messenger RNA, 284 nt
Organism: Staurois parvus
Lineage: Eukaryota; Metazoa; Chordata; Amphibia; Anura; Ranidae
Source: the annotation of a GenBank genome assembly